GAAUCUGCGGAGGAGAGACAUCAAAUUACGCUAAAAAUUGCAUGUAAAGAGAAAAAAGUGAGAAAUUGCAAAGAAAAAGUGAAUUAAAAAAAAUAAUAAAUUUUUGAAAAAUUAAUUAAAAGAAAAAAAUUAAAAAUAAAAGAGGAAAAAAGUGAAAAAAGAAGAAAAUUUUGAGCCAGUACAACAUUCGUGCAUUAAUUUUUGUUAGUUGAAUGCCGUUCGUUAGUGCAGCUCGAUGUUAGCCCCCCCUCAAUUGGCUGCUACACUGAAUAAACGAAGUGGGGGGCCUAAUUCUUCAUCAUCCUCAGCAACAUCGUCUUCAUCAUCAUCGUCGCAGCAUCUCCAUUCGCAUCAUCUCCAUCAUCAACAUUCAUCUCAUCUCGCGCCAACGACUUCGCAGGAGCAUUUUCACUACUUGCAAGGACCGCAGCAGCAGCAGCACGUUCAUCAUCAACACGCGCCUCCGCCACGCAUUCCGCACCAAAGUCGCUCCAUCGAACAGCAACUCUACGACUUGAGCAUUUAUCCGGAAACCGGUAAAAACUACCAUCAUCCGCAUCACCGCUAUUCGCUGAGUAACUUGAACAAUUGCAGUGUCAGUGUAGACAUAGACACACUACUGAAUUAUAACCUUGUGAGUGGCAUAAAAACAUUAAAAGUGGAUAAUCCAAAGGAAACGCAAAAUCCACCGACCGCAAGUGGUACGACGACAGCGCAACAAGCAGCCUCGACAACUGUCGGCAGUUCGGGCGGCACGCAGCAAGCAACUGUCGUUGCACAAUCCGGACAAAAUCCCGCAGCGACAUACCAGCAACAAAGCUUCUAUUGGUUGAACAAAGAUCCCGCAAGUAGAAUGCUCAUGGAUAAGGCCAAACAGAAACCUUCAUAUGUGACGGGGCCAAUACCGGAAUCAACAAGACAACGUCAUGCACCUCUCUAUGGCCGAUUGGUUGCUGAAGAGCAUUUACCGGCGUCGCAUCGUGAUGUGCAUCAACGCUCCCUUAGUCCUACCUCAUCAACAGACAUUCGUGCAAUGCAAGCCAGAAUACCGACACAUUUUCGUGAUCCUGAAACAGCACCUCUGAGAAAAUUGAGUGUUGAUCUAAUUAAGACGUAUAAACACAUUAAUGAGGUUUAUUAUACCAAGAAGAAACGACGUGCUCAACAAACACAGGGUGAUGAUUCGUCACAUAAAAAGGAACGAAAACUCUAUAACGACGGUUAUGACGAUGAAAAUCAUGACUAUAUCAUAAAAACUGGAGAGAAAUUUUUAGAUCGAUAUGAAAUUGACUCGUCGAUUGGCAAAGGAAGCUUUGGACAAGUCGUGAAAGCGUACGAUCACGAGGAACAAUGUCAUGUAGCGAUAAAGAUAAUUAAGAAUAAGAAACCGUUUUUGAAUCAGGCACAAAUCGAAGUUAAACUACUGGAAAUGAUGAAUCGAGCAGAUGCAGAAAAUAAAUAUUAUAUUGUGAAACUAAAACGACAUUUUAUGUGGCGCAAUCACUUAUGUUUAGUAUUUGAAUUAUUAUCAUACAACCUAUACGAUUUAUUACGCAAUACAAAUUUUCGUGGUGUAUCACUAAAUCUCACGAGAAAGUUUGCCCAGCAAUUGUGCAUGGCUCUGUGUUUUUUAGGUACACCAGAAUUAAAUAUCAUUCACUGUGAUUUGAAACCCGAAAAUAUUCUACUCUGUAAUCCAAAAAGGUCGGCAAUUAAAAUUGUCGAUUUCGGUAGUUCGUGUCAGAUGGGUCAACGGAUAUACCAAUACAUCCAAUCUCGCUUCUAUCGAUCGCCGGAAGUUCUGUUGGGCAUCCCGUACAACCUUGCCAUCGAUAUGUGGUCUCUCGGUUGUAUUCUCGUGGAAAUGCACACAGGCGAACCUCUAUUCAGCGGCUCCAACGAGAUCGAUCAGAUGAACAAGAUUGUCGAGGUGCUGGGCAUGCCGCCGAAACACAUUCUCGAUCAAGCGCACAAAACACGCAAAUACUUUGACAAGUUGCCCUCCGACGGCAGCUACGUGCUAAAGAAGACACAAAAUCAGCGAAAAUACAAACUGCCAGGCACCCGGAAGCUCCAUGAUAUUUUGGGUGUCGAAACGGGAGGUCCUGGCGGCAGGAGGCACGGCGAACCGGGACACAGCGUAUCGGACUACCUGAAAUUCAAAGACCUCAUUUUGCGGAUGCUCGAUUACGAUCCAAAUACGCGAGUGCGACCGUAUUACGCGCUGCAGCACAACUUUUUCAAACGCACCACUGACGAGGGCACGAAUACCGCAAACUCGCUCAGUAGCGUUAGCACGAGUCCUUCUGUUAGUUCGCAAGACCAAGGGCAUGGCCUAUCACUACAGCAACCUCGUUCCCAACGUAUGGAUCAUGUACUGAACUUAUACCAGCCGAAUAAUAGUCAUUUAAUAAAUUCAACAACAACAAAUCAGCAGCAACAACAGAAUUCGCAAUCAGCAUCCAACAAUUUGGUGUUAAUGUCUCAGGGAAGCAACAUCAACAACAAAUCAUCAGCACCGCUAGCAAUGGACGUUGAUCCCACAUUAUCACUCUCCUCACUCAUCAACAGUCACUCAGCAGUCAAUCACAGUAGGAGUGCGCGCGGCGGCGGCGUCAGCGGCAUUUAUCCAUCGGCAUUACUUACGCAGAUGCCCCAAAGUCUCCUCAGCAGCGGAAGUCGAACGAGUCAGAGUCUCGGUAUGGGCGGCACAUCGAGUUUCGCACCUGCUUCGUUGCCCCUCGAUCUCGUGAGUAAUCAAGGCAUUGGAGGACUUUUGCCGGGCGUCAGUGCCGGAGACAUGCAUUCGAUGCACAGUUACCAGGCGCAUCAUGCGAACAGCGGAAAUGGCGGCGCGAGUUUUGUGCCGCAUGUCGUUGGCGGCGUAAACAGCAACAAUGCAGCCAGCAAUAAUGGCAGCAAUAAUCCCGAUUCCGACGAAUCACCCAUGGUUGGGGUUUGCGUGCAACAAAGUCCCGUCGUCAUUCACUAACGAAGACGACGACGCGAAGAAAAACUUAAACACGUAUAAAGUACAUACAUAUUUAUAAAGAGAAAAAAACACUACAGGAUCAACAAAAUGGCAUUUCACAACGAUCGGGAAACAAGAAAAAAAUUAUUUUAUUGUAUAUUUUUUUUACCUCGUUUAUAAAUAUUUUUUUAUUUGAAAAAAAAAAGAAUUAAUUUUUAAAAAAUAAUAAAUUUAUUAAAAAAUUGGACGAUUUAUGAUGAAAAAUUGUAGUAAAAUUUUUAACCUAAUUUAUAUAAUUAAAUAAAAUAUUGUAAAAAAAAAUGACGAAAAUCAUCCGUCUCGACUCAAUUUUUAUUAUUUUAAUUUUAAUUAAAAAAAAUGCAAAUAUAGUUUUAAAUAAAAAAAACAUCCUAUUUGACGAUUUUUUACGAGGUCGUUAAACAAUUUAUUAUUAAUUAAUAUUUAAAAAAAAAUGAAGAUUAAAACCUCAUUCGCGAGACGAAAUGCCCUUACUUGGAAAUUUUUUGACGAACAAUAUCUGAAAAAAAAAUAAAACAAAGACUUGAUUCUUGUACAUAAU
Culicoides brevitarsis is the source of this 3551-nucleotide messenger RNA. It is a transcript of the gene mnb, whose product is annotated as serine/threonine-protein kinase minibrain. Gene Ontology annotation, biological process: protein autophosphorylation; positive regulation of DNA-templated transcription; peptidyl-serine phosphorylation. Gene Ontology annotation, cellular component: nucleus. Gene Ontology annotation, molecular function: transcription coactivator activity; ATP binding; protein serine/threonine/tyrosine kinase activity. The record is from RefSeq and is a predicted model, not a curated record. Bases 236 to 2992 code for a protein of 918 amino acids. The transcript is spliced from 10 exons. NCBI's taxonomy places the organism in Eukaryota, Metazoa, Arthropoda, Insecta, Diptera, Ceratopogonidae.